Arachis duranensis is the source of this 1235-nucleotide messenger RNA. RefSeq lists its product as uncharacterized. Bases 78 to 998 code for a protein of 306 amino acids. The transcript is spliced from 4 exons. The record is from RefSeq and is a predicted model, not a curated record. Lineage: Eukaryota; Viridiplantae; Streptophyta; Magnoliopsida; Fabales; Fabaceae.
UAUCUUUGUGUGAUUUGGAUGAAAAGGCUGUGUCUGAAUUGCCGAUAGAUCAUCAUACUGAUGACAGUUCCUUGGAGAUGACAUCUCAAGGUUCCGAGAAAAUAACCGUAAAGGUAGAUGCCAAGGAGACAGCAGAGGAUUCAAGGAUCAAUUUUGAUGUUGAUAUUGCUGCAAUAUGUGAUGAAUCUUGUGAUGCCAAUGCUUUGUUUGAGUCGGAUGCUGGUGAUUUUGUUCAAGUUGGUAAUUCAUAUAUAAAAUCAAACCUUGGUGGUGAUGAAAAUCAACAAAGUAAGAUGCCUUCGACCAAUGCAGCCAGUGAAAUCACUUCCUUAGCAUCAGAUAGAGGCAGAUGCAGCACAUCUCAAGCAUGUGAGCUCUCAAAUGAAAAACAAAAUCAUGAAGUUAAUUUUUCAAAUCUGGCUUCUUCUGAAGUAAAAAGUCCUGCUUCUGAUGCACUGUGCUGCGAUGAAAUUGAAAGUUCAAGUACUGAACAGAUCUACAAUGCUCCGGCAUUAGUUAAGCCAGCUGAAAAGAAAGAGAUGAACAUGGGUUGUUCUUCCUCCAGUGUCCUAUUCGGAGACUCAGAUGGGUUCUCUAUGAUCAGAGCAAUAGAGUCAGAUGAGUAUUCUCAUGACACUGUUGUUGUAUCUCAUCCAGAAAUUCCAGAAGCAUGGAGUUCAGAUGCAACAAUGAUUGAUACCGUGCAACAAGAUGAUGAGCAGAAUCUUGAUGAAACUUGUAUUAUGGUGACCAGAGAUGAACUUCAAUUAGCUCCCAAGACUGGUGGUAAUCUAGAGAAUAAUAAGAAAAAGAGGCGGCAACCCUUCUCGUUAUCCAAGAAGUCUGCAAGGAAGCAAGAGUAUAAGGAGCUUGUGAUAUGGCAUGGAAACAAUGAUGAAGAGGAGGAUGUUGUGAAGAAUUCAUGUCCAAGCUCAGUUAAGGAUCACAAAAAUUCACAGCUUCCUGAUGUCUCUGAACCUGAAUGGGAGCUUCUCUGAAUAUACCACAUUUUUAUCCCUUAUAUAUAUAUAUAUUGUUGAGCAUGCAGUAUUGCAGCGAAGAUUCAAUUUUCAUACAAUAAGAAUUUAUGUUACUAGACCUUUUCCUAGUUCCUAGCAGCAACACUUUUAUUCCUUCUUUUUCCCCUGUUCUUAAUUAAUUAGGCCAUUCAAAUGAGAACAUCUAAAUAGGGUAGUUUAAGUUAUAUAUAGAAUGUGAAUGUCCUCUUUUUUUUU